Molecule: messenger RNA, 3334 nt
Organism: Zalophus californianus (California sea lion)
Lineage: Eukaryota; Metazoa; Chordata; Mammalia; Carnivora; Otariidae
Gene: GRB7
Product: growth factor receptor bound protein 7
Exons: 15
Coding region: 1441-3033 (530 amino acids)
Biological process (GO): signal transduction
Source: RefSeq, a predicted model, not a curated record
GGAUGGGGAAGGAAGAUCUCCGAUCCUCUCCUCCCCGAGACGCGGCUUUCCCGCUGAAACUAGCCCCUCCCCACCUUCCCAGAAAGAGAGCUAGGAGGGGGGCAGAACACCGAGGACUGCCUCGAGUCAUUCCUGGCUCAGCCCGAGGUUACCCGUUUGAGGUCUUCCCAAGGCUCUACCAAAGACUGACGUCUCCGCGCGGGGGCUGGGGGCACUCUCCAAUUUGGAGGGCAGCAGAGGGGAGGGAUCCCCUAAAUUGUUAGAGCUAGGUCUCCGGAUUGUUUGCCUGCUCAGAGUACAGGGUCCUGCCCAACGUAGGGAAGGUGGGGGCGGGGCAGGCCCGGGGGUCCUUCCUGGCGUCGGAAUGAAGGCUCGAAGGCUGGAGGGCUGGAAGCUGAGGGGUCUGCGGCGCAGCGGGGCCUAGGAAAAGUGUGUGUGCGUGUUUGGGGGCCGUGUUUGGAGAAAGACCCGAGUCUGGAUCUCCCUGACACGGCGGGGAUGGAGAAUGCACCUGUCCGCCCUUGGAAGGCCUCCCAACCCUACUGCCCCUCAAGAAUGGCCCCUCUUGCUCGCCCUGUCCUAGACUCUGCUCUCCCCUCUCCCCCCGAUCCUGCUGGGGGAGCCCUCCAAGAAGGCAAGCAGCCUGUAAUGAUUAACUCCACAGACACAAUCUAGCAUUCUUCCCAAAUUAAACUUUAAGAAAGUUUACCCCCCCUUUUCCCAUUGGGCGUUUUUUCCAGAGUGAGGGAGUGGGCGGGGCCUCGGGGUCCUGGGCCCUCCCCCCAACUCCGGGUCACCUAGGGGUUUCCCGCCUCCUCACCUGGGCCCUGCACCCUCAGAACUCCCCCGAAGGUUGAGCCUUCCACUCCCCCCCCCCCACAAUAAAUCCCGAUGGGGGGCGGGGCGUGGAGUGCUGGGCCGGACCCGGGCCUUCUCGCCACGCGCUGGUCCCCCGCCAAGGCCUCGGCCCUGUCGGCCCCUCCCCCUCCCCGGCUUAGCGACGGAGGUGGCCUUGUUUUCUACGGGCCCUGCCACCCGCCCUCGGGGCCAGCCAGGUGGGGCAAGAUUCAGGAAGUAAACAAGGAGGCAGGAGGCUGGGAGGGCGGGAAGGAGGGUGGGGCCCGAGCCGCGGGGCAGGGGAGGCCGUUGGGGAAGCGUCGGCUUGCACUUGUAGUGUUGAGGGGACUGAUAGAUUUUGGGGGUCGGUUUCUUCAACAGAAGCUUUCCCUAGGGCCCCCGUUUGAAAGGUUCAGGUCUCUUGGGAGGGUGUUCCCCGGGCCCCACAGGUAGGACCCGUUCUCCUCCCAUCCCAUCUAUUUGGAUCUAACCGCCCCACUCUUCUCUUGCCUUAGAAGGGUCUGGAGGUCAAGGUGGAGGGAUCGAAAGGCCAAACCCAAGUCUUCAGUGGCCCUCCAGCCGUCCGAGGCCGGACUCUAUGUUAUGGAGCUGGGUCUGUCUCCACCUCAUCUCAGCAGCUCCCCAGAAGACCUGUACUUGGCCCCUGGGACCCCUCCUGGGACUCCCCCGCCUCCCGAUGCCCCUCUGCCUGGGGAGGUGAAGAGGUCCCAGCCUCUGCCCAUUCCGACCAGCAGGAAUCUUCUUCGAGAGGAGGAGCUGCGGGCAACCUCUCUACCCUCCAUCCCCAACCCCUUCCCUGAGCUCUGCAGUCCUCCUUCACAGACCCCCAUUCUUGGGGGGUCCUCCAGUGCAAGAGGGCUGCUCCCUCGAGACACCAGCUGCCCCCAUGUAGUGAAGGUGUACAGUGAAGAUGGGGCCUGCCGGUCUGUGGAGGUGGCGGCGGGCGCUACGGCUCGCUACGUGUGUGAAAUGCUGGUGCAGCGAGCUCAUGCCCUGAGUGAUGAAAGCUGGGGGCUGGUGGAGUGCCACCCCCAUCUAGCACUGGAGCGGGGCUUGGAGGACCAUGAGUCCGUGGUAGAAGUGCAGGCUGUCUGGCCCAUUGGUGGAGACAGCCGCUUUGUCUUCCGGAAGAACUUCGCCAAGUAUGAACUGUUCAAGAGCUCUCCACACUCCCUGUUCCCAGAAAAGAUGGUCUCCAGCUGUGUGGACACACCGACAGGCAUAUCCCACGAAGACCUCAUCCAGAACUUCCUGAAUGCAGGCAGCUUCCCAGAGAUCCAGGGCUUUCUGCAGCUACGGGGGUCCGGACGGAAGCUUUGGAAACGCUUCUUCUGCUUCCUGCGCCGCUCUGGCCUCUAUUACUCCACCAAGGGCACCUCCAAGGAUCCAAGGCACCUGCAGUAUGUAGCAGACGUGAACGAGUCCAACGUGUAUGUGGUGACCCAGGGCCGCAAGCUGUAUGGGAUGCCCACCGACUUUGGCUUCUGUAUCAAGCCGAACAAGCUUCGAAAUGGCCACAAGGGGCUUCGGGUCUUCUGCAGCGAGGAUGAGCAAAGCCGCAGCUGCUGGUUAGCAGCUUUCCGCCUCUUCAAGUAUGGGGCGCAGCUGUAUAAGAAUUAUCAGCAGGCACAGUCUCGCCACCUGCGUCCAUCCUGUGUGGGUUCUCCACCUUUGAGGAGUGUCUCUGAUAACACCCUGGUGGCCAUGGACUUCUCUGGCCAUGCUGGGCGUGUCAUCGAGAACCCCCGGGAAGCUCUGAGUGCAGCCCUGGAGGAGGCCCAGGCCUGGAGGAAGAACCACCGUCUCAGCCUGCCCACCCCAGGCUCAGGCACGAGCCUCAGUGCAGCCAUCCACCGCACCCAACCCUGGUUCCACGGACGCAUUUCCCGAGAGGAGAGCCAGCGGCUCAUCGGGCAGCAGGGCCUGGUAGACGGCCUGUUCCUGGUCCGAGAGAGUCAGCGCAACCCACAGGGCUUUGUCCUCUCCUUGUGCCACCUGCAGAAGGUCAAACAUUAUCUUAUCCUCCCGAGCGAGGAGGAGGGCCGCCUCUAUUUCAGCAUGGACGACGGCCAGACUCGCUUCACCGACCUGCUGCAGCUCGUGGAGUUCCACCAGCUGAACCGUGGCAUCCUGCCCUGCUUCCUGCGUCACUGCUGUACUCGCGUGGCCCUCUGACGGCCGCUCCCAGCGUGGCCCCGGAGGUGCAGAAGCUCGCCGAGCAUCGGAGCGCACCCCUGCUCCAGAGAGAGUUUCUGCUUUGCUCCCUUGCCUCCCCCUCAGGCAGAAAGAUUCCCCACCCCCCACCUCUUUCCUCAAGAAAAGGCACUGGGGGUGGCCCUCCCCUCCGUGGAGCUCCUGGGCACUGCCCUGCGGCAGGGCAUUGUGGGAGAAAUGGGGGCUGCCCAGGUGGUCUGAUGCCCCACACUUUGUACAGACUGAGAGGCCAGUUGAUCUGCUCUGUUUUAUACGAGUGACA